AUGGAGGGUUUGAAGAGAUUAGAAAGCUCAAUUGUGGCAAUUCGUAAUGCGGUCAAGUUUGUGAGGUCCUCACCUUCUCUGUUGAGUUACUUCAAAAUGUGUGUUGAGACGGAAAAAAUAGAGUGCAAGGGGUUGGUGGUGAUGGAUGUGCCCACUAGGUGGAACUCCACUUAUUUGAUGCUUGAUGCGGCAUUGAAAUUUCGAAAAGCUUUUGAUAGGAUGGGGGAUGAUCCCGAUUCUUCCUACUUAAUGUACUUCAAGGAAGAUGAAGGAGAUGACGAGAGAAUUGAAGUCAUUGAAGGAAGUGGGAAAGGGAAGGGAAAGUCUAAGUCUAAUAAGAGGGUGGGUCCACCUAAUGAUGAAGAUUGGGAAAAAGCCGUGACAUUUGUGAUGUUUUUGAAGACCUUUUAUGAUGUUACUUUGAAAAUUUCAGCUUCUUUGCAUCCAUCAUCACACUCAACCUUCCAUGACUUGCUUGCCAUAGAUGGGGAGAUUCGGGAGUUGUAUAGAUAUGAUGCUACAAUUCCUAUUGAAGAACGGACAGCCAUGGAUACUCUUUUAAAUGAUAUGGCAGCAUCAAUGAAGAAGAAAUAUGAUAAAUAUUGGGGGUGGUGGAGAAUAAAUGGGCUCAAGUAUCCUACUUUGGCAUCAAUUGCAAAUGAUGUGCUUGCAAUCCCUACUUCCACAAUAGCUUCGGAGUCUUGUUUUAGCACAAGUGGGAGAGUGAUUGACUCGUUUCGAAGCUCAUUGUCUCCUAGGAUGGUUGAGGCUUUGAUUUGCUCUCAAAAUUGGAUAAGGUCCGAAGAUAUAUCUUCAUUGCAAUAUGUGCCAAGCAUUGAGGAGAUGGAGUUCUAUGAAUCAAUUGAAAUGGGUUGCUUUGUUAAGGCUUUUGGAAGAAUGGAUGCAGCAGAUUUUUUGCAAGGAUAUUAUCUUUAUGUGUAUUUUUUUGAUCGGUUGUAA
This is a messenger RNA of Prunus mume (Japanese apricot), 960 nucleotides long. The record is from RefSeq and is a predicted model, not a curated record. Lineage: Eukaryota; Viridiplantae; Streptophyta; Magnoliopsida; Rosales; Rosaceae.